AUGGGAUGCCUGCAAAGUAACCCACCGCUUAUGAAUCCUGAGCCGAUAAAGCAUUCGUUUGAUUUGGAAUCUUUCUCACCCCCAGAAACUACUUUGCAUAAAUUAUGCAUUCAAUGCAGCAAAGAUCAUGCACAAAAUAAAUCUUAUCUUAUCGAGAAAUUUCACAGGGCUUAUGAUUCAUGUGAGAGGUUUAGAAAGUCUCUUAACAAAUUUGAUUUAUUCUCCUAUUGAUUGAUUUAUUUAAUAGGCUAUUAAUUUAAAAAUUUAUAAAUCAAAAUUAAUCAAAUUGAUUAUACUUUUUAGUAGAAAAACAUUUCAAGCUAUCAAUGUGAGCAAUGAUGAUUUUGAAUGCAAGAAAUGCAAUGGUUUAUAUAAUAAUAAGAAUGAAAUAUAGAAGUUUCCUAUGUUUGGCGCUGUAAAGGCCGAUAAAUUCUGAUCGGAAUUUAUCGGUAGGUUGCACCAAAUCAAUGCCUUGGUCGGACCAAAAAGCGAUUUGGUCCGACGAACUUGGAAAGCUCCUGGGAAAAUGUCUGCGCUUUUAGCGCUAUAUAGAGGAAACCUCUAUACCAGUUUUACUGCCAUGUAGCCAUACUGCUUGCUAUAACUCCCCUCCAUGAACAAGCAAAAUAAUUGGGAAAAAUCCUUAUUUUUUGGAAAAAAAACCUCCAAGUAAUGAAGUAAAUCUCUUACUCCCCAUCGAUAAGCGGCAAAAUUAAUUUGCUCGCUUAAAGAGUGGGCUAAUUUUUUUUUAAAUAUUUAUAUAUAAAAUUUUAUAGUAAUUUUUUAGCAAAUAUUAAAAUUUGUAAAAUUAUAUAUUAAAAUGCAAACUGUUUUAAAAUUCAACAGAAUUAGCUUGAGAUUUCAUUAUACUAAUUAUCACUUAUAUAUCAUUUUUUUUCCAUAAUACACUUUUAUACUAAAAAAAUGUUUUGUUCCCUGCGUUUUUGAGCGAAAUAUAUGAAUUUUUCCAAUUUUUUUUUCGCUCCUGGAGGGAGUGAGUUAGCUUUUUAAUUUAUUAAAUCUCGUAAAAAAUUAAUUAUAAAAAUUAGCCCCCUUCAAGAUGAGCAAUAUAUUUUUGCUUAAAGGAUAGGUGGGUAAGUGUCUUAAGUCGGAAUAUGAAAGAAAAGGAGUUAUUUAUUGUCCUUUUGAUGGGCAAGAUUUUGACGAAAACCCGGAUAAUUUACCAUGAGAUAACGCGUGGAUGAGUAUGAUUGAUGAUUCGAAAUCAACUAUUUUUUGUGAAACCCAUAACUUACUUAUCUCUAGAUACACUAGAACUGUUUGAUUUCUUGAGUUAUUUAUAUGAUAAGAUUUAUAUCUAGAAAAAAAUAUAUUGUAAAUAUUUUUAUCACACAGUCUAAACUAGAUAAGUUAAGAAUACUGCUUGACAGAUAAAGAGUUAUUGUGCACAAAUUGCUUAUCAAGCCACAAUUCACACCAGAUAGUCGAUAUUAGUUCUCAAAAAAUAAUAAAUGAGCUCAAGCUGAAAAAAGAGAAAACAAAUAUUUAUAUCGAAAAGCUUCGUUCUCAGUCAGAAAAAAUCAACUCAUAUCAAUCCCAAGCUGAAGAAAUUGAAUUAGCUUUAAAAGCCACGAUUAAUACUCACAUAAACGCAAUAACCGAAAUGAAAGACACUCUUAUAAAAAAAAUCAUUGAAAAUUGUCAAAGCUAUAGUAACGAACUGGAAUUUUCUUUAAAGAAGCUUGAAAACAUUUCUACGCACAGCGAAAUUCAAUUGAUUCAUGAUCAAUUGAAUUAUACUCUCCUUAAUAAUAAAUGAUAUUGUUGGAAUAGGUUCUCUUAGAACUUGACCAUCUCAGGCCAUUUUAUUAUUAUGAAGUUCAGCUUUUCCAAUGAAUCUUUAUCCAACAAUGCCAGGACCAUCCUACAUAUAGACUAGAGCAACUCUUUAUGCCUAUCCAGAGGAGAAAAACCAUUAGGUGGGAUAAAAUUGGAGGCUUCUAAAGAGCGAAGCAAUGCAACCAGUGAGAUUUAGAGAAGUCCGAGGCAAAAGUUGGAAUUUACCGUUCUGCUGAAUGAAACGGCACGCUAAACACUAAUAAAUAACUAAGAAUUAUGAACUCCAAAAAGCUGAAGAAUUUUUAUAUAAUUUUUCAAUAAUUCCUAUCAGUGAACGUCUCGACAAAUUGCAAAGUGAAGAAAGCUUAUCCAAUCAAAUUUCUAAACCUGAUAUAAGUGUGCUGCAAGAAAUUAAAUUUCUUUUGGCCAGGCUCCCUGAUCCCACAGUGCUUGUUCUUUCAUUAUCAUUAGGAAAAAUCCAAAAUUUAAUAUCCCAAUAA
This is a messenger RNA of Blepharisma stoltei, 2300 nucleotides long. The record is from the annotation of a GenBank genome assembly. NCBI's taxonomy places the organism in Eukaryota, Ciliophora, Heterotrichea, Heterotrichida, Blepharismidae.